AUCUUGGGCGGAAAAUUGUUCGCACCGUUUAACUAGUGUACGAUUUCUAGCAAAAUUUCCUAGAAAUAAACCGAUUUCUGUACGGAAAGUUUAUUCAAACGAAGAGUCCCAAAGCCCAGCACCGAAAAUGACUGAAGCAACGCCGGAUGAUAUGUGGACUCCGUUCAAGCAUCUGUUCAACAGCAUCGAAGCUUUUCUGGCCCCGCCAUCUGGGUCGGGAACGGAACAAAGUGUGGCCAAUCUGGAUGCGUUGCUGCGGAAGCACAAGCAGAAUUUCACCACCCUGUUGAAAAACCCUCCCAAGAAUGGGAAAAGCCGGGAAGCUAUAAGGCAGGGAAUUACCGAGGGAAUCACGCUGCCCGAAUUCGGUCAUACUAUCCUUUCGAAGGAUUUAGUUGACGAAAGCGUAAUCAUUUCGGAUAUGUACGAUUUGAAUGAGUACAUAGCGCUGGAGCUGCUCUGUACGGCCCAGCAGCAGAUGCCGAACCACCCGGGAUUGCCGCGCGGUUUGGUCGCGGUGUUGUUGUAUUAUGACGGGAGGAAGUCGCUUGUGGCCAGCUUAAAAGAGCUUUUCCAGGCGCGAACCGGUGUCAGCUGGUGCACUGAUGCCCCACAGGAAAUAACCCAGCUUAUAACCACUUACACGGAUGGUCUGGUCGCCGAUGGAUUGCUUGACAAGAUCGUCGAUCUAUUGGGGGAACUGGACAUCACCAAGGAGCUGGAUGUGUUGACGAACAAUCGAGCACUUGGGCCACCGAAACAUCAUCGGCAAGUGUUGGACUUGUUCGAGGAAAUUCGGCUGAUGUUGGCCUACUGUUUGUUCAACUGGGCCGCUCAAAGUGGACUGCCACGGGGGACAACUGUAAAGUUGAUUCGGCAUCUAGCUCGUUACAAAUCGACGGUUUCUUCCGGUGGGAUCGACAAUGUCACGAUGGCCCUACAGAUGGCACUGAUGUACGGACUGGAUAUGAGUGUAAUUCAGAGGCGAGAAGAUGGGGAGGAAGUCGUUAAGAAACUGCCAAUGGUCAAGGAUGUCGAUUUCAUCGAGAGCGUUAUGGAAGCUUUGUCAAGCAGCUGGGAAUGUGAAGGGCUGAGAUCGGUGUCGCUUUUCACCUUUGGACUGGCAAUUGCGACGUUGAGAUUGGCUCCGCAAAAUUUAUACACGAACACUGCCAGAAUUAUAGAUCAGGAUGAGCUGCUAGUUGAUGCGGCCAUUCAAGGACGUGUGUUUGAUUUCAUUCACUAUACAUUGCUGGAAAAUGAAGUUAUUUUUCGAACUGAAUUUUACUACAGGAGAAUGCACGUUAUAUUCACGGAUUUCAUCGAGCUGAUGCAUUCGAAGGUUACGGAACUACGAGCUAGAGCAGAUGAGACGGCCCGAACGGUUCAAGCUUUCCAACAACAAGGGCUGGAUCCACCUGCAAAUUUGUGCCGGAACUUCGAAGCUUUAUUGCUUUCGGUUGGAAAACUGUAUCAAAAUGAUCAGUUAAAUCUGAACUUGUCAUUAGAGUAUUGGGGUCCAAUGGAAGUAGCUGCCAACUAUCAGAGAGCGUCGUCUCGUUCUGUUUGCCUGUUCAAAUUCAUCCGCUUAGCCGGUGAAUUGUUGCCACCGAUUCUGUUCAUUCCAUAUUUGAAAAUGUUAGCUGGUCUUUCAAGCUCUCCACAAUCUGCUAGAAACGCAUUCAAUUUGCUGAAACAAGGUGGUGGAGGAACAGCUGGGGGGGCUUCGGCCACAAUUUCAUGGGACCAUUUCUUCAAUUCACUGUUCCGCUACUAUCAGAAUCUGAGACAAGAGCAAAACCCCGGCAGCGAAACAGUUUACCGCAACAGAGCCCUCAGCAGAAACAUAAACCCACAGGAAAUAGCCGGUUUACAAGCCGUUCUUCAAGUGAUUCGAGCUGUAGCCAAUCAUGACGAAGUUGCACGAGUUGCACUUUGCGAACAUCCAAAUUGGGCACCUCUUCAUGUUCUUAUCGGACUUAUCAGUUGCUCGGUUGUGAUCCCACUCAAAGCAGAACUAGUUCAAACACUUGCAGCGUUAGGAAAAAGCAAAGAGACUGCACUUCAGCUUUGGAACAACCUUGAAGCUUCUCAAAUAAUCACCACCAUCCCAACGACCAGCAGCUUCGGUAAUCGUGGAAUAGAAUCCGAACUGGAGGAAAUCGAAUCAAGAAACGAAACCUACCCACUGACCCUGGGAAUGCUGGAUCUCCUCUACACCCUGUGCGAAACAGGAAUCCCGAAAGGUCUAGGCGCAGGACCCCGUAAACCCGGCCUAGAUCCCUACAUAACUUUCAUCAUCGAUGCCGUCUUCCUACGCUUCUACAAUCGUAACUAUAAAAACCCCGCCGAAAAAUGGCAAAUAGCUGAAAAAUCUCUGAAACUUUUGCACGCUUUUGUCAAAACCUACACUCCGGUCGCAGCAGAUUUCCCCUCUCCCAACACUCAUCGUGAAGAAAACUCUCCACCCGGUUUCCACAUCCUGCUACAAGUCAACACCAAAUCCGACUUCCUUCGGCUACUUCUGCACAUCAUCGACGAAGCCUGCUCCCUCUUUGACACCUUCACACCAUUCCCCGGACGCAAAAAUCUCGAGAAGACUUCCCUAUAUGCGCUACAGAUCCUGUACCGGGCUCUCGAAACACAGGAAGAUUUCUUCAAUGCCCACUUUUCCUCGAACUGCUCCAUUUUGCUAGCCGGUAUCAAUAAACUCCUAUUAGGCAUGAAUCCUCGCAGCGGCAAAGCGGACCACAUGCUUAACAUCAUCCGCUACGUCACCUACAAUUCGUUUCUUCCUGAGAACGCUCUGGUUUCCAUAAAAAUUCUCACUUCCAUUAUGCGUCAACCGAACGUGAAUCAGCAAAUCCUAGGGCUGCUGACCCAAAAUGAGCGCACCAAAAAUGAAAUCCGCCAGGGUUUUGUCGAAUGUUUGGAAAGCGAAGCAGUUACCUUUCCGGAGGACGAUGUUGAAUGUGGCCAGGAACUACAGGAGCAGCACCACGAAACAGGCUCCGUUUGCUUGGAGUUGCAGUGCAAAGAAGCCAUCGUCGAGCUGCUGCAGGAGUGUUUGCCGCAGCAAAGCACCCCAAAUCUGGCACACUAUCUGCUUGGGUUCGACCUUAGCAAAGAACUGCGACUCACCAAUUUGCAGCAACCGGGGGUGCUCAACUUUCCGAGCAACUGCGCCAAGUCGCUUAUUUUGCUGCUGGAUCAAGCCUUGGAGGCCAACAAAUCAGGCCGGCUCAGCUCCCCAGCCCAAGAGCGACUGAUCGAGCACGGCUAUUCCCUUUUGAAUAUGCUCUGCUACAAUUCUCGCACCUCGGAGGUCAUUUUACGUUUCCUUCGGUCCUGUAACGAUUUCCUGUGUCGGCAUGUAAAUGGGCUUCCGUUUGCGAUCAAUGCGCGGACCAUCAGCAGUCCACAUGUACUGAAUCAGAUGACCGGGCUGUUGCGGUGUGUUGCCAUCGAGUUGAAGCUAACAUCGGACAAGAGUCAGGUGUCGCAGUUUGGGAACAUUUGCAAGAUUCUGUUGGGAGUUGUGCAGCAACAUCAACAGCAACAAUCACAGAGGAGUGGACCGAUGCAAACGGAUGAUUUUGGAGGUUCACACCAUUACAGCAUGGCCAACGCUAGUUUGUUGUCUAGCACCACAGCUUUGGACAUUACGGGAGGAGGUGGCACCGGUGGAAAGAAAAUGGGAACGGAAACGGCUAAACUCUUGCUUUGCCAACUGUUGGACAGUUUGGAUUUCGAGAUCAAAUCCUUGGACAAGCCCAAGUGGGAUUAUUUCGAUAACGCCCUGCUGAGUGGCUUGUUACAGGAGUGUGAAGUUGCUGUGAGCGGUUCCGGAACUUUAAAGUUGAUUGACAUCAAGAAGCUGCACGAUGUGUUGAAGGAUGAACUGAAUUCGGUUCAGACGACGAUUGCCGCGGGACAGAGGGCGCACAUUUUGGCCGAAAUCGAAACGGUACUGAUGUAUGCCUUACAAGUUAACAGUCAACGUAAUUUGUGCGCAUCGACGGUGCGUUUCUUGGAAGCCUGGGGUCAGGUGACGGAAGUUUUGUUCAGCGUGACACCGGCAAUGUUCGUAUCGUUGGAUGUGAAGCAAGGAUUGUUGGUGGAAAUUAUUCAGGCCAUUCUGAGUAAGGUGGUACCGAAUCAAAUAAUGCCAGAACUUGCCAAUCUAGCGUCAUCAACAGUGCUCUUGCUGAUGGUGAAUUUGAGACACUGCUACUCGUUGAAAAAUGAUACAAACGCUGGGCAGGUUGAUGGCAAUCAGAGUACGUUCAUGACCUCCUUUGGAACGAGCUUUGGACAGAGCGGCGUAGUUGGGGGAAUGUUUUCACCAAAAACGAACACUUUAAGUUUGCGAUACAUUUUGCAGCACAUCUUGGAGUGGAUUCUGAUAAGUGGAGUCGGUUCUCAAAAAUUGAGAAUCAAUCUGUAUGCCGCUUUGCUGAAUUAUAUGCACAUUGUUAAAGGGAAUCGAGAUAAAAGUGAAAAAGAGCAAGAGUCAGCUAGAGAUGAGUUUUACGUUUCGAGAUUGGACAAAAGUUUGAGCUCCGAAAAGACGCAUGAUGCUGGGGCUGAUGAAUCGCACGCCCAAAUUGAGAUGGUUGUUGAAAUUUUUCAAUCUUUCGGGGAUAAAUUGAUCGAUAUUCUGUGCCACGACUGCACCGGUGGACACGAUAUUUGCAAAAUGUUAUCGCUCUCCUGUAUCGAUAUGCUUUUAGAUAUGGAUUCGAUGAUUAAUGUGAUUCAGUUCAUCUCCAAGAGGGGAUAUCUGACUCAUUUGAUCGAUAGUUUACUGAAAAACGAUGGAAGGUUGUGUCGAAUUUUGGAUAACCAGCCGGAGAAUAUGAAGGCUUUGUACGUCUAUGAAUCUAAAAUGGCCAUGCUCAGUCGGAUUGGAGGAUCCCAUAUUGGAGCCGAAUUGCUGCUGGAAGAAAAAGCCCUCAGCGUUUUGGCAGGAAUGAAAGUGUUCGAUCUUCAUCCCGAUUUCCAGGUGCUUAACUACUCCUCUCAUUAUGCCAGUUCAUCAAGUUUCAUUCCUCCGAUUGAGGCUCGUUAUCAGCAAAUUUUGUUCCCUGCUUUGAAUCUAUGCGACGUCAUCCUCUCAACUCUUGGUCCGGAAAACCACUCGGCCGUCACACAAGUUAUCCAUUUCUUGCUAUCCCAUGGAGAUACCAUCGAAAUAGUACUUAGAGCGGGAACUCCUUUCCUCAACAUUGGACUUUUACAGGAACUAGCCGGAAUAACUAGCCUCAUUGCUCGAGCAGCUAAUCAAGAAAUAUCCAGCCUCAUUACACCUCAUGUCAAUCAAGACCUCGGAGCUCAUCUCUACCGUCUUCAAAAGCUAAUGCUUACACUCUUCCCUCGGUUCACACUGUCCGAGCAAACACUCAAGGAGCUGCACCAGAACGUCCUCAACAACUGCACCGAGAAAGAAAAGUCGGCCCAUCUUAAAUUCUUCCUCCAAAUAGCAGCCAAUCUGGCGCUAUAUGCCCGAAACAGCAUCUCUAAUCAUUCGGUCGAUCAUCGUACCAUAAAUGUACUGUUCUCGCCACAAAUCAGCGAAAAUAUUCACCACCGCCAACAGUUGGAGAGCAGCAAUCGAUCAACAACACUGGAAACCUCCCACAGUCUCAACAUCAUCGUUGUUCAGUUGAAACACUCGGUCGAGUACUACAACCGGGAGAAGCUGUCCUACGAAAGCUUACAGCGCCAGCGGAACUCACUGCCUAGUUUGAGCUUGGAUGCCAAUGUGCAAAUCCAGCACGACAGCCUUACGGAGCGCAUCGCCAGCAAGCAAGAGGAGUUGAAGCGGUGCGUCUUCAUCACCGAAAACUGUUUGUAUCUGCUGUGGGCCCAUUUGGACUUUUUCAUGCUCCGCGCCAUUCCGGUCAACACGCUGCACUUCAACCAUCCCUUCGGGGCGGAAAACUAUCUCUCGUCCCAAACGGAGGUAGGCUGGAAGAUCACUGCCGAAGAUGUGGCCACCCUGAAGAAGACGCUCAUCAGCAUUUUCAACGAAACGUUCUGCAAACAGCUGUUGGCAACGACUACCACCGGUGGCCAGCAGCUGGACGCGAGUCGUCGCUUGUCCGAUAAGGGAUUUAUUGAGGCGCUGUUGCGACGGGUCAAGCGACUGAUUCAGUUCGUGCCGGUGAAGUAGAAAGCUGAAAGAGGUUUGCUGCGGAUUUUGGAACGUAUUAGAAUCAAGAAGUGCGAAAGUUUAGCCCUGACGAAUGGAAUAUGUACGACACCCGUUUAGUUGUGCAUCAUUAUUACUCAUUACUAUUAUUGCUGUAAUGAAACUCUGUUAAUGUGCUGUAUUUAUCGCUAAUAAAUAAUCAUUCAAAAUAGA
Molecule: messenger RNA, 6367 nt
Organism: Uranotaenia lowii
Lineage: Eukaryota; Metazoa; Arthropoda; Insecta; Diptera; Culicidae
Product: nuclear pore complex protein Nup205-like
Exons: 6
Coding region: 128-6175 (2015 amino acids)
Biological process (GO): nuclear pore organization
Cellular component (GO): nuclear pore inner ring; nuclear pore
Molecular function (GO): structural constituent of nuclear pore
Source: RefSeq, a predicted model, not a curated record